AAUAUAUAAUCCACAAUUUACAACGCUCUUUCAGAGAGCUUUAUCCACUUCCCAUGGCGUCUUCCGCCGCUUCUCCCUCCUUAUCUCUACUCUCACUCACUUCAAAACCUCCUCCAUCUCCCUCCUCCGCCACCGCCACCACGCAUCGUAUUUUCCCUUCAUUCAGAACCAACGCCGGUUUCGCGCCUCUAAGACUAAACCCCCGCCGCGGCCGUUCAAUCAUCGUCAAAGUAGACGACGGCGAUGCCGACGGAGGUGGACAGGACGAGUACGACAUGGACGACGAGGAAGUGGAGGAAGUGGACAACAAGAAGGACUACGACGUCGAGUACGACCCCUUGGCCGCCGCGAUGGCAGCCGCUAGCGGCGGCGGCGGCGACGGAGACAUCGCGUUCGUGCAGAGCAAGAGCUUCAUAUCGACGCAGGGGUGGGACUCGGAGAUGGUGGUUGAUUACAGGAUAAACGAAGACGAGUUCCAUAAGAUCAGCUUGCUGGACUGCGACUUCUUCAUCAGGAAACCGCCUGAUCCUGAUAACGAUGUUUAUGACUUCAGAGAGAUGUAUGUUACUCCUCCGGAUACAGAUAUUUACUCGAUUCCAAGAGUUCUUGCUCCAAUGCCUCAAAAGUAUAUCCGAUGUGCGAUGAGUGACUAUGGAUGUUACGAUGUCACCGAACCGCCUAUUGAUGCUCCCAGAGAUCCACUAUACAAAUCUGUGAGGGAGAUAUCCAAGGUUUUCUUGACAAAGCAUUAUCGGAACAGAAGGUUAAACGACCCAGAGUUUGUGCUAGACCUUGAAGAGAUCUAUGUUAUUGACUCCAAGACGAAGUCAAUCACCAGAGCCAGAGUUCUGGUGACAGUUCCGGGAGGAAGAAAAAGGGAUAGGAAGGAUGACUUGCUUGUGAUACGUGAUAAUGGAAACUCCUUUAAAAUCAUACACGCGGGGGAAAGAGAUGACCCAACAACGGUAAUAGAAAGGGAAGAGUGGACCAAAACUCGAGAAGACAUGGAGAAACAUCUCAGAAAGCUUCGAGACUUCAGUGUCUCAAAUUGGUUCUAAAAAUUCAAAAAGAAACCAAGCGACAACUCAGCAAAAAAUUCUUCCUGGGGUGGAGUACGAGAGAAGAUGGAGGGGCCAAAGAUGUGUUGUUCCAUAGUAUACAAUGUUUUCUGACCCCAUGUACUUUACUAGCUAGCAGCAGAGUUGAAUGCGUGCGUUAGUGGAUGAUAUAGGCUCUACUCUAGAACAAGUGUAUGCAGAUGCAUAGUUUUGAUGAACUUAAUAUUUAAUGACUAGAGAAGCUAGCUUCUCUAUUUUGUUAGUUGACAAA
Brassica rapa (field mustard) is the source of this 1329-nucleotide messenger RNA. RefSeq lists its product as uncharacterized. The record is from RefSeq and is a predicted model, not a curated record. Gene Ontology annotation, cellular component: plastid-encoded plastid RNA polymerase complex. NCBI's taxonomy places the organism in Eukaryota, Viridiplantae, Streptophyta, Magnoliopsida, Brassicales, Brassicaceae.